Molecule: messenger RNA, 1633 nt
Organism: Austrofundulus limnaeus
Lineage: Eukaryota; Metazoa; Chordata; Actinopteri; Cyprinodontiformes; Rivulidae
Gene: elovl5
Product: ELOVL fatty acid elongase 5
Exons: 8
Coding region: 121-1005 (294 amino acids)
Biological process (GO): very long-chain fatty acid biosynthetic process; fatty acid elongation, monounsaturated fatty acid; fatty acid elongation, polyunsaturated fatty acid
Cellular component (GO): endoplasmic reticulum; endoplasmic reticulum membrane
Molecular function (GO): fatty acid elongase activity
Source: RefSeq, a predicted model, not a curated record
UCCCUCCCCUCCUCUUCAUCGGUCCGCGGGACGCAGCUGCAUCCUCCUCUUCUUCCUCCUCGAGCAUUUCCUUCUCCGUCUCGUCCGCUCGAGCUCAGCCGGGAGACUUUAAGGUGAAAAAUGGAGGCCCUGAAUCAGAAACUGAACACAUACUUCGACUCAUGGAUGGGUCCCAGAGAUAAGCGGGUGCAGGGAAUGCUCCUGCUCGACAAUUACCCACCAACCAUUGCACUCACAGUUGUGUACCUCCUGAUCGUGUGGAUGGGACCCAGGUACAUGAAACACAGACAGCCUUACUCCUGCAGAGGCCUCAUGGUGAUCUACAAUCUGGGCAUCACYCUUUUGUCCUUCUACAUGAGCUUCGAGCUUGUUACAACCGUGUGGUACGGUGGCUACAACUUCUUCUGCCAGAACACGUACAGCAAACCAGAAGUGGAUAAAAAGGUCAUCAAUGUCCUGUGGUGGUACUACUUCUCCAAGCUUCUCGAGUUCAUGGACACGUUUUUCUUCAUCUUGAGAAAGAACACCCACCAGGUCACGUUCCUUCACGUCUACCACCACGCCAGCAUGCUGAACAUCUGGUGGUUUGUCAUGAACUGGAUACCCUGUGGCCACUCGUACUUCGGUGCCUCCCUCAACAGCUUCGUCCACGUCGUGAUGUAUUCCUACUACGGCCUCUCGUCUGUCCCCGCCCUCCGGCCGUACCUCUGGUGGAAGAAGUACAUCACACAGCUGCAGCUGAUCCAAUUCUCUAUGACCAUUUGCCAGACAGCGCUUGCUGCCAUAUGGCCAUGUGGCUUCCCCAUAGGAUGGCUUUACUUCCAAAUCAGUUACAUGUUCUCCUUCAUCGUCCUUUUCUCAAACUUCUACAUUCAGACGUACAGAAAGCAGAGCGCUUCUCGAAGGAAGGAGCAGCAGCUCGGAUCUUCCGCCUCGACAAACGGCCACGCCAACGGGACGCCGUCGAUGGAGCGCGGCGCGGCCAAGAAGCUGAGGGUGGAUUGAUAUUUGAGAAACAUGCUCUCGCUGCUGGGAGGAGGGGUGUUUAUAUACUUGUAUCUGGGAUAGACCAGCACUUAAUUCAGAUAAAACAAGCCAUAAGCCACAUCCAGUAUCUCCAGAGACUUUGUCAUGUUGGGUUUUUUUUUCCACACAUUACUGCUGAUUGUUGAAUUAUUAAAUUAUUCUAAAUACAAGACAAGAGUUUUGUAGUGUUGUCCACACUGUAAUGUCCUCGUUGGCAUUUAGUGCUGCUUUGCACAGCAACAAUGUUGUUUGUUGGCAGAAACGUAAUAAGAAUUCAGUGAGAAUUAAGAAUAAACAGAAACUUUAUGUAAUUUUAAAAAUGGAUUUACURUAGGGUCUUAUUUAAUCUCACUCCUGCCUGUGCGGUUAGAUACUCUGUUUUAUCCUCUGGUGUAAAUAAUUGGCAGGGUGUAGCAAAGUUUUUUUUUUUUUUUAAAUAAGAAGUGUUUACAGAGCAGGAUCCAGCUUGAAUGUUUAGUCGGAUUAUGACCAAAGUAUCAUCGUUUAAGAAUAAGAAGGUUGUAUUUAUUUUCAGGAGUGUUGAAGCCACAGUGUGAGAGGAGAGGGGCAGGGUUUUCUGAAAUAAAAAUCUCAGUUUUGGUAUCAA